AUGGCAUUCUCGUGCAUCCAACCCUUCCAGUAUGUCGCUCUGCGACUCCCAAACAACUCUGUAAAAGUCGAACAAAUAAUGCCCAACACAUAUCAGCCAACGGCUUUGGGAGCUGUCGCUGACUCUGUUACAAGGAUCAUAAAUCUCGGGAAAUACGGCUCGUUUCAUACCAAUCAAAUUCUUGGUCGUCCGUACAAUCUGACUUUCGAGAUCCUCGAUCGAUCUGAAAGUCGCGAGGGUAGAGAGCUGAGGGUAGUUCCCGCAGCCGAGUUACAUGCUGUUGCUUUGGUAGAAGAAGCUGAGACUGACGGGGCGUCCACCCCAAUCACGGGAGCCGACGACACUGGUACAUCAACUCCUUUCAAAUCGAAUGUCAACAUACAUGACAAUCCUCUAAAUCAGAAGCUCACAAUGUCUGAAAUUGAAGCAUUGAAGCAAGAAAGUAUAGGGAGUGGCAAGGAUUUGAUCGACAAGAUCAUGCAAUCCCACUCCACAAUAGACCAAAAGACCGCAUUUUCUCUCGCCAAAUACUCCCUGAGGAAGCACCAAAAAUACAUGAAAUGGUUCACACCGUUACCGCUGGAUGUUACGAACUUAUUAGACUGGCUCCUGGGCGACAAAGAUCCCAGCAAGAUCAUGGAGAUAAGGAACGAGACUUUAGGCUUGAUUGGCUGUUGGGCUAAUGUUCAUUUCGCUGGACAUGAUACCAGUAUGCUACCACGAAUGGAUCUAUCAGGUCGGUAUCUAGUUGUCGAUGAUACAGGUGGUCUAGUGCUUUCAGCAGUGGCGGAAAGAAUGGGGAUAUUGCACCAAACACUGCUCGCGGGGGACCUACAAGAGUCUGCUGAGGACAACCUGGAUGAUGAGGCUGAGCAGGAUGAGGCUGAGCAGGAUGAGCUAUCCUUGCCACACAAGCCACGGAAGCAUCAUGUUGAACUUACAGCCAUGAGCGCGACCUCAAAUUCCAUCACCCUAAUUCAUGCGAACCAACAGCCCAACCUUAAUUUGUUACGAUACUUCAACUUCGAUACAAACUCACCGACACCGUCACACCCUCUCUACACCAGCCUCAGAACGCUCUCAUGGCUGCAACUAGUGGAUCCGGAAUCUGACCAAGCCUAUCAAGAACCCGAGUUCAUGUCUCCGGAAGAACUCGCUAAUGCAAAACCCAACCGAAGAAGCACAUACUACCGCAAACGGCGUCGGUGGGAGCGAACCAAGAAAGUGGUCGAUGAGACUCGAGCAGGUGGCUUCAGUGGACUUGUCGUCGCUACAUUCACCGACCCGGUCUCAGUCUUGGGCCACCUUGUUCCCCUCUUAGGCGGCGGUAGCCAGAUAGUGGUGUAUUCUCCACAGGUUGAGCCCUUGGCAGAGCUGGCAGACUACUAUUCUACGGCAAGGAGAACGGCGUUUCUGAAUACGCCGAAGGAAGACAGGGUCGUUCCAUCCAAGAACUUUCCGCUCGAUCCGACGUUGCUUCUGCCUCCGAUGGUGCAGACGUCACGAGUAAGGAAAUGGCAGGUGCUGCCUGGACGGACACAUCCACUAAUGAGCGGAAGAGGUGGUGCCGAGGGUUAUGUUUUUGUGGCAACAAGAGUAUUGCCUGCGGAUGGCAAGGUUCAGGCCAGAGGAAGACCGCCACGCAAUAAGAAACCCAAAAUGCAGGACACCGAUAGUCUCCAGGCGGAGAGUGAUACUCCAUCGAUAUCGAAGGAGUCUAGGAUCCAGAGUCACGUGAAUCAGCUGGACGAGGAUAUCACGAUGGCUGAAGUAUUGGGGGCUCAAGGGGAGAAGGAGAUUGAGACAGAAGCCUAG
Messenger RNA from Exophiala aquamarina CBS 119918, 1815 nucleotides. RefSeq lists its product as uncharacterized. Gene Ontology annotation, cellular component: tRNA (m1A) methyltransferase complex; nucleus. Bases 1 to 1815 code for a protein of 604 amino acids. The record is from RefSeq and is a predicted model, not a curated record. NCBI's taxonomy places the organism in Eukaryota, Fungi, Ascomycota, Eurotiomycetes, Chaetothyriales, Herpotrichiellaceae. The transcript is spliced from 2 exons. Gene Ontology annotation, biological process: tRNA methylation.